Caenorhabditis briggsae is the source of this 150-nucleotide messenger RNA. Lineage: Eukaryota; Metazoa; Nematoda; Chromadorea; Rhabditida; Rhabditidae. The transcript has a single exon. The record is from RefSeq and is a predicted model, not a curated record. The coding region runs from base 1 to 150 and encodes 49 amino acids.
AUGCUCAAUUUAAAAAUUCAGGAGAUAUUACUUAGUUUGGUCUCUUUAGAUGCUAAAUCCAACGAUAUUUUCCUAAAACAAAGAGGACAAGAAAAAUGCCAAAAAAAGGAAAAAGUUCCUCUCCUCUUAAAUUUGAUUGGCUCCCGCUAA